AUGGACGAUAACCUAUCAACAACGCCCAUCUCCAUCAAAUCGAACAAUUUAAGAUCAAAUCCCUCAACUCCACCUACUCCAACUACCUCCUCUUAUAACACUCACACUAAUGACAACAUAUCUUCCAUAUUUAAUCAAUUUAAUUGCCUUUCCUUCAACGAUAAACUCUUGGCUUUGAAUUUUAUCCUUCCUUCUCUCUCCAUCCCUCAAGUUAUACACGCCAACAACUUAUUAGCCCCAAGACUUAAGAGAGAUUUCUUAAAGGAACUACCUCUUGAAUUAUCCUUACAUAUUCUCUCUUUCAUUAACCACCCAAACACCCUCGCUAGAUGCUCUCAAGUCUCUAAAUGGUGGAGAGACAUUGUCGAAGAUGAAAAUAAUUGGAAAGAUAUGUGCUUUAAACAUCGUUAUAAACCUUCUUCUUCCUCUUUACAACAUAGAGUUAAUUUUUACAGAUCUAAUUCUAUUGUCAGGAGAAACUCCUUGGAUUUAAACUACGACAAUUCCUUCUGGACCUCUCAACAACCUAUUCAACAAUUUUCCUACAAGAAACAUUUUAAACACUCCUAUUUAACUGAAUCUAAUUGGAGAAAAGGCGGUAGACUUAUCUCCUCUCAUGUCUCCCCUGAAGAUGCCGUAGUCACAUCCCUUGUCAUGGAUGAUAACUUUAUCAUUAUUGGAAUGUCAAACUCUAACAUUCACAUUUUUGACGCUACUACUGGUAGAUGGAAGUGUGCUUUACAAGGUCACAUUCAAGGUGUUUGGUGUUUAGUCUUGGUUUCUAACAUUCCUCACCUAUCUUCCUCUAAUUACCCUCCCUCCCCUCACUCUUCUUCAACUCAAAACACUCCAAAACAAGAGUUCGGUUUAGGCUUUGACUUCGACUUUAUUAGACCUCCACUAUCAAAUCAUAACUCUUUUCCUUCAACUUCAUUUAACCAACUGAAUGAUGAUCAAUAUCAAAGAUCCAAUUCAACUGAUUUUAAUAAUCCAUCGUCUUCAUCUUCCAAGCAGCGUAGGAAGCACUUUUCUAAAAUCUUUAGAGGUAAUAAUUUCGCUAACGAUGGUAAAUCCAUCUGUGGAGCUGUCAAAGGUUGGGGUCAAAACGGUACCAUUGUUGUCUCUGGAAGCUGCGAUAGACAUGUUAGAGUUUGGGAUGCCGAAUCAGGUCUUUGUUUACACACUUUGUCCGGUCAUACUUCUACUAUUAGAUGUGUUAAAGUUAUCCCUGGUAAACCGAUAGCUGUUUCCGGUUCAAGAGAUGCUACAAUUAGAGUUUGGAAUAUCGAAAACGGUACUCUCAUUCAUAUCUUGCAAGGACAUCAACAUUCUGUCAGAUCUCUGGAUGUCUCUGGUGAUAAAAUUGUUUCUGGUUCUUAUGACUGCACAAGUAAACUAUGGGAUUUAAAUUCUGGUGAAUGCUUGUUCACAUUUCAAGGUCAUGCUCAUCAAAUUUACUCAAUCGCUUUCAAUGGCGAUAAAAUUGCAACUGGUUCGAUGGAUAAUACGGUUAGAAUUUGGUCUGCUUCUCAGAAGAAAUGCUUAGCAAUGUUACAAGGUCAUACGGCUCUGAUUGGUACUCUACAAUUAACCGACAACAUUCUCGUAACUGGUGGUAGUGAUGGUAGAGUCAUAGUUUAUAACCUAGAAAACUAUGAAUGUCUACAUAGGAUUGAUGCUCACAGUAACUCCGUCACUUCAUUACAGUUCGAUGAACGCUUUAUCGUUUCCGCUGGGAAUGACGGUAGAAUUAAGCUAUGGGACUUUGAAACCGGCAAACGUAUAAGAGAUCUCUCUGAAAGAGGGGAAUCUAUUUGGCGAUUAGCUUUCACUGAAGAGAAAUGCGUCAUUCUUUCUAGACGGAAUGGCAAAACUACAACGGAGUUACGUAAUAAGGAGGUCGAAGCUGAUCGCUUGAAUCAACGUAAGAAAGCUAGAUCUAUGCAAAGCCAUAGUCAAAAUGUUACUAGUAGUCUUGCUUCUAGGAAUAGAGCAUCAUCUUCCGAUAAAAGUACAAAACCUGCCAAGCAACAGGAAGUACUUACCCGUGAAGAAAAGCGUAACAUUAAGCAAAAGAAAGAUUUCGGUGAAUACGGUGCGCGACAGAAAUCGAAGUCACAACAAAAACCACAUCAAGACAACUACCAAUCAGGGGGUCUAAUUGCACUCAAUACAAAGAAGAGAGAUACGAGAACAAUCGAAGAAAUUCAACACGAUUUGAAGUCAAAGAAGAGUAUUGAUAAUGGACACAGCAAGAGUGACACCAGACAGUCUAUAUCUAAGAGAAAAGCACCGUCACUGCCAGAUUUAUCUAAAAGAAAAACUGCUUCUAAGGACUCUAAAAACGAUAUUGACAGCGAUGAUAGCAUAAGUAAUGAUGUUGAUAGUGAUGGUGGUGAUGGCUAUAACAGUCAUGAUAUUUGGAGUCUAUUUGGUAAAGACAAGGCUAAGUACCUCGAGCGCGAUUACGACAGUAAUGAGAGUGACGCUGAUAUGGAAGCUACGAAUGAAGACGUUAUCGAUGAAGAGCUUUCAAGGUAA
Messenger RNA from Wallemia ichthyophaga EXF-994, 2541 nucleotides. Its product is annotated as F-box/WD repeat-containing protein 7. The record is from RefSeq and is a predicted model, not a curated record. The coding region runs from base 1 to 2541 and encodes 846 amino acids. Gene Ontology annotation, molecular function: protein binding. The transcript is spliced from 4 exons. NCBI's taxonomy places the organism in Eukaryota, Fungi, Basidiomycota, Wallemiomycetes, Wallemiales, Wallemiaceae.